AUGAAAGUAAGACCCUUGGUUGCAAAACAUCUACAUGGCAUAACUGAAAAGAUCUGGUCCGAUGAGACCAUUCCUGCUGAACUCCGUGAUGCAAACAUUAUCAACAUCUUCAAGAAGAAUGACCGCCAUAACCCCAACAAUUAUAGAGGCAUCAGUCUGUUGGCUGUAGCCAGGAAAAUAAUCACUCUAAUGAUUGACGAAGCAGUACUGCCAGAAACCAAGUGUGGAUUCCGCCGAAAUCGUGGAACGAGUGAUAUGAUAUUCGCCCUUCGACAGCUCAUCGAGAAAUCGAGAGAACAGAACCAAAAGCUGUACAUGACUUUUGUUGACUUUACCAAAGCGUUUGAUCUUGUGAACCAUGAUUGCGCUUUUGUUGCCAACUCGGAGGAAUGCUUUCAGCGGAUGAUGGAUAACUUCGAGGCUGCUACCAAAUCAUUCGGCGUUAUCAUCAACACGAAGAAAACAGAAGUCAUGUCUCUCUCGUACUCACCGAUCACGUCCCCGAUCACUGUCAAUGACACUUCGCUAUCAAACGUUCAAUCAUUCAAGUAUCUUGGCAGUACUGUCACCAGCGACUGCUCCAUUGACAAAGAACUUGACAACCGCAUACAGUGUGCCAACACGUCGCACGUCUCCAUCGGCUACACCAACGUCACCAACGCGCAAUCCUCCGCAUUUCCUAUCGAUAAAGAGUAA
This is a messenger RNA of Xenia sp. Carnegie-2017, 696 nucleotides long. RefSeq lists its product as uncharacterized. The transcript is spliced from 3 exons. The record is from RefSeq and is a predicted model, not a curated record. The coding region runs from base 1 to 696 and encodes 231 amino acids. NCBI's taxonomy places the organism in Eukaryota, Metazoa, Cnidaria, Anthozoa, Malacalcyonacea, Xeniidae.